This is a messenger RNA of Periconia digitata, 1229 nucleotides long. The record is from the annotation of a GenBank genome assembly. NCBI's taxonomy places the organism in Eukaryota, Fungi, Ascomycota, Dothideomycetes, Pleosporales, Periconiaceae.
UCUGUAUACACCAUACACAGGUGGCGCCCUGACCGGGGCCACCUCACGCAGUUCAUCGCAUGGCGAGGUCUAAUACAAACGCAUUAUCCAAACUCCGAAGUGCUUGCGACCAUUGCCAUUACUCCAAGGUUCGCUGCACAGGAGAACAAUCAGGAUGUCGACGAUGCAAACACGGCAGACGGAAAUGCCAUUACAGUGCCUCGAACGUCGGAAAGACACCUGGAAAUAGAGUCCACAAGCAAAUGAGUACGACUUCCGAGAUCCAGGUCGCCUCAUUCAGAGACGCAAGGGCUUUUGAGCAGCUCGUCUCAGGAUCACCAUCCCUGGCCCACAAUCUCGACCUCUGGACACCAAUGCACAGCGAAGAUGCUCAAGACCAGACUUUGGACAACUCUGUUAGUAGCAUGAAAGAUAAUGAGCCGCUCGUCACAGAAUCACCAUCCCUGGCCCACAAUCUCGACUUCUGGACGCUAAUGCACAGCGAAGAUACUCAAGACCUGAACUUGGACAACUCUGUUAGUACCACGAAAGAUACUGGGCCGCUCGAUGAUGCUAUCUGUGUGAUGGAUGGUUUUCCGAACACGGAAGAGCUCUCCGAAAUGGACUUUCUAGCGACACCAGAAUCACAACCGGGCGUUCCCUUGCAGACGCCCAUUCACUCUCAAGUACCCUCCCAACCUAGAACCGGGUCCGUGUCGACAACCGCAUCUACCUUCAGCUCGAUUUCGACCGAUCAAGGAAGCACCGCAGAGCUGACUUUGCGAAUCAACGAAUUGAGCCAGAAGUUAUUGCAGUCGCCGCUUGCCCUCGACGAAGUGCUCAGUACAAAUACCUUCUACCUUCAGAUAAUAGAGUCUAGCCUCAUGGAUCUUUCCACAGAUCCCUCACGCAUGUCGACAAUUCUCAUGAUGAUAAUUUGUUUAACGCAGGUCCUCGCGCUUUUUGAGGAAUGCGUCGGUCGCGGCACCGAAACAGCCCUAUUCGACAUGACGAAUGGUCCAAUACUUCUGCUUGGAAGCUUCCAGGUCGACGUAGAAUCUCAGCGUCAGAUACGUAUCAAGAUUGUUCUGAAAGAGCUCACGAGGAUCCUCGCUGUGGCUGGUGGCCUUGGCCGUGCCCUGCAACAGCAGCCCGUCGCUGUGGGAUCGCAAAAUCAAACGUAUCGUACUCUUUUGACAGAUGUUCGGAAGCGUGUACAGUUUCUAGCUCAAAUCGUAAAGAAUGCAUAG